AUGGACUGGUCCCCCUUCCUCACCAACACCUGGGCCCGCAUCGCCCUAACAAUCCUCUCCUCCCUCCUCCUCCUAGUAUACUGGUACAUUCGAAUACCAAGCGACAUGCCAAAAAACAUCCCCAGCGUACCAAUCUACAUCUCAAUAAUGGGGCUCUGGAGCGACAUGGGCCAAACGGACAUCUACGACAAAUGGCUGCGGGAACCACUCGAAAAGCACGGCGCAGUAACCUACUGGGCCGCAGGACGCUGGAACGUCCUCGCCACACGACCACGGUAUCUUGUCGACAUGUUCCGGCAUGAAGACGUAUAUGCGAAAGCAGGCAGCCAGAAGAAGAUUCCUUGGAGCGUGAUUGCCAGUCUUGUGGGCGGGAACAUCAUCAAUUCGCACGGGGAGUUGUGGAAGCUUUUCACGUCGAUUAUGAAGCCCGGGCUACAGAGGAGGAUUACGGAUUCGAUGCCGUUGCUGUUGAAGUCACGGCUGUUUGUGGAUUGUAUCUUGGCAGAGCAGGGGAGGUUGGGGGAGAGCGGUGUUUUGGUGAAUCCGUUUAUUCAGCGGUGGGCGUUGAGUUGUAUGGGGUUGAAUUUUAUGAAUGUUGAUCUGGAGUCCCUCGAAAAACCAAACCAACGCCUCGAACAACUCCAAACCCUCAUCAAAAAAACCCUCUUCGAACCGCUCUUCUUCAACUUCCCCGAUCUAGACCGCUACCCCACGAUCUUCCGGCGGCGCAAAGUCGCCUUCUCAAUAAUGCAAGAAUUUGGAGAUCUACUAGUCGCCACGGUCCGCGCACGCCCGCGAAACGAAGACAAAGACGGAUCCCAAGUAGUGGACGCACUAGAUGCCGCACUCAACUCAGGCCUAAUAACCGAAGAGCAAUACCGAGCAAAUCUAAAAGUUACCUUCCUCACAGCGCACGAGAACGCCCAACAGCUCCUCAACUCCGCAUUCUGGGUGCUCGGAUCCAACACGUCAAUCCAGGAUAAGCUCCGGGCUGAGAUACUCGCUACGAAAACUACCAAUCCCACCUCGGACGAAGUCAAUGCCCUACCGUACUUGUAUGCCGUCAUCGUCGAGCUCCUCCGCCUCUACCCGCCCGUCUCGCAGCUAGUCAAUCGUGUAACGAUGUCCAAGACUGUGCUGGGCGGGGACAUUGUCAUUCCGAAUCAUACGUGGGUGGGAUGGAAUGCGUUCGGGAUCCGGCAAUCUGGGGCGCUGAUGCAAGGGAGUUUAGACCUGAGCGGUGGGGGGAGUGAUGUCAAAACGAUUCACGGUAGGGUGCGGAGUAAGACGGUGGCGUGCCAUUUUAUUGCGUUUAAUGCGCAUUCGAGGAAGUGUUUGGGGCAGGGAUUUGCGGUGUUGCAGAUGAAGAUUUUGCUGUUUGAGAUGGUGAGACGCGUGCAGUGGGUGAUUGAUCCGGAGUAUGAAUUGAAGUUGACGUCGGGGGGAAUUAUGGCGCCUUUGAACCUUCGGGCGAUUGUGACAGAGCGGGAGGCUGAGCCGAGAGCGACGACAGCAACGACUCCAGUUACGGUUAUGGAAACGGCGGCAAUUACAGGUACAGCUGGCGAUAGUGAGAAGGUUUUUCCGUUGGUCGUUGUCAACUAA
Penicillium argentinense is the source of this 1605-nucleotide messenger RNA. It is a transcript of the gene xanG, whose product is annotated as cytochrome P450 monooxygenase xanG. Lineage: Eukaryota; Fungi; Ascomycota; Eurotiomycetes; Eurotiales; Aspergillaceae. Gene Ontology annotation, molecular function: heme binding; monooxygenase activity; oxidoreductase activity, acting on paired donors, with incorporation or reduction of molecular oxygen. Bases 1 to 1605 code for a protein of 534 amino acids. The transcript is spliced from 4 exons. The record is from RefSeq and is a predicted model, not a curated record.